Epinephelus moara (kelp grouper) is the source of this 2601-nucleotide messenger RNA. RefSeq names its product BRF1 RNA polymerase III transcription initiation factor subunit b (gene brf1b). Gene Ontology annotation, molecular function: RNA polymerase III type 3 promoter sequence-specific DNA binding; TBP-class protein binding; RNA polymerase III general transcription initiation factor activity. Gene Ontology annotation, cellular component: transcription factor TFIIIB complex; nucleus; transcription preinitiation complex. NCBI's taxonomy places the organism in Eukaryota, Metazoa, Chordata, Actinopteri, Perciformes, Serranidae. The record is from RefSeq and is a predicted model, not a curated record. Bases 346 to 2475 code for a protein of 709 amino acids. Gene Ontology annotation, biological process: DNA-templated transcription initiation; transcription preinitiation complex assembly; transcription by RNA polymerase III. The transcript is spliced from 19 exons.
GGUCUCCGGAACAACUGACGUCAUCACACUGCGUCACAGGAGGAAAACAAACACAAUAGACUCUGAUCAGUUUCUAUGAUCUUUGAUCGGUAUUUAAAUGAUUGAUCGUUUAGAUAACCGGUUAAAUAUCUGUGUGUUCGGUUCGACCGGAAAACAAAAUGGACUCCAGCGGGAAAAUAAAACCGAAGACACGAACAUCUUCACCGUGUUUCUAACCGCCAAACUCCCGUUGUUUCCAUCUACUGACUGGACUCUACUGGUUUCUAUUAACUGGACUCAAACUGGGUUCUGUAGUUUUUAAUAACUGGUUUCUACUGUUGGCUGUGUUGACCUUUGACCUCCACCAUGAGCUCCAGGGUGUGCAGGACCUGCGGGGGGUCAGAUAUAGACGUGGAUCAGGCCCGGGGCAGCGCGGUGUGCACCAGCUGUGGUUCUGUUCUGGAGGACAACAUCAUCGUCUCUGAGGUCCAGUUUGUGGAGGGAAGCGGAGGAGUGUCGUCUGCUGUGGGACAGUUUGUCUCUGCUGACGGUCCAGUUAAGGCUCCUCUUCUCGGUUCUGGUUUUCACACCAGUGUUGGAAAAGAGUCCAGAGCCCAGACCCUGCAGGGCGGUAAGCGUCAGAUCCAGCAGCUGGGCAGUCAGCUGCAGUUGAAUCAGCACUGUUUGGACACGGCCUUCAACUUCUUCAAGAUGGUCGUCAGCAAACACCUGACGCGAGGACGAAAGACGGAGCACGUCAUCGCCGCCUGCCUCUACCUGGUGUGUCGCACCGAGGGGACGCCACACAUGUUGCUGGACCUGAGCGACCUGCUGCAGGUAAACGUUUACAUCCUGGGAAAAACCUUCCUGCUGUUGGCUCGUGAGCUCUGCAUCAACGCUCCUGCCAUCGACCCUUGCCUGUACAUCCCUCGGUUUGCUCACAUGUUGGAGUUUGGCGUGAAGACUCAUGAGGUUUCCAUGACGGCUCUUCGUCUGGUUCAGAGGAUGAAGAGGGACUGGAUGCACACGGGGCGCCGACCAUCUGGACUCUGUGGAGCAGCUCUUCUGGUCGCGGCUCGGAUGCACAAGUUUCGUCGUACAGUCAAAGAUGUGAUCAGCGUGGUGAAGGUCUGCCAGACCACUCUGAGGAAGAGGUUAACAGAGUUUGAGGACACGCCCACCAGUCAGCUGACCAUUGAUGAGUUCAUGAAAGUAGAUCUGGAGCAGGAAUGUGAUCCACCCUCUUUCACCGCUGCACAGCACAAAGCCAAGAUGCAGCAGCUGGAACACGAGCUGGCCAGGAAGCUGGACGAAGUCGAAGGAGAGAUCAGCUGCUACAAAGAUGAGAUUGAGACUGAGCUGGAAAAGAGCCGUCCUAAACUCAGAGGAAUCUACGCUGCCUAUGCCAAAGAAAUCGACCCCGAGGACGUUGAGGUUCUGUCCUCCAGCUCUGAACCUGAGGUACCAGAGGUCGAUGACGCCGAGCUCCAAGUUGCCGCCCAACACCUGACUCAGGACUUCCUGUGUCAGGUGAUCCAAGAGGAGGAGGGGCGGGGCAAAAAGACAGGUGACAGCGAGAAGGAGGCGGGGCCAGACAAUGAGGGGGCAGGCCAUCAGCGUCAGGCCGCCCCUCUAACCUCCAUCCUGGGAAAGCUGCCAAGCGCCGCCAGCCUCGGCCUCCAACAGACCUUCCAGACCUUCACCGAGUCAGAGACAGGCGAGAACCCAGACGACGAGCAGUCAGAGAGUGGCGAGCUGGACCUGAACGGUAUCGACGAUCAGGAGAUUGAUAAGUACAUCCUGAACGAUCGGGAGGUCCAGGUGAAGACAGAGCUGUGGAUGAAACAGAACGCCGAAUACCUGAAAGAGCAGAAAGAGAAAGAGGAGAGGAUCAGGAAGGAGAAAGAACAGGGGACGUAUAAAGAGAAGCCGAAGAAGUCCAAGAAGAAGAAGGAACAGAUUCAGGCGUCGACGGCGGGCGAGGCGAUCGAGAGGAUGUUGGAGAAGAAGAAGAUCUCCAGUAAGAUCAACUAUGACGUCCUCAGAGACCUGAACAGUCGAGGGACAGGAAGUGGGGGGGGCAGUAGUCCCAGCAGAGCCUCCUCUGACACUGUCGCCGCCACACGGAAAAGACUCAACCGCCGCCGCCGCAGGAAGAACAGCGACGCUAACCGAGACUUAGCGGCUAACACUAACAUUAUGGGGAAGAGGGUCCGCCUCCUCCUGUCCUCCAGCUCAAAGAGGAAGAAGACAGCCGUCCAGGUCGAAAACCCCGUCACCAUGACAACAGAUACAACAACAGAGGCUGCACCUGAAGCGACGCCUGAACCUGAACCUGAACCUGACACCAGCUCCGCCCCUCCUGCUCCAGCCACUGUGGCAGUGGAGGAAGAGGAGGAGGAGGAGGAGGAAGAGGUGGAGGUGGAGGAGUGUGUCAGCGCUCUGCAGCUUGUAGGAGAUUAUGGCUGUGAGGCGGAGGAGGAGGAAGUCUUUUAGCUCCGCCCUGCUGACCUUUGACCUCCAGUGAAUGAACUCUCCGUCCCGUCAGACUGAGGCAGCUCCGCUGAGACCGAUCAGUGUCACAGAUCAAUAAACAAUAUUGAUCAUCAACUAAACAUGUUC